Messenger RNA from Rotaria socialis, 858 nucleotides. The record is from the annotation of a GenBank genome assembly. NCBI's taxonomy places the organism in Eukaryota, Metazoa, Rotifera, Eurotatoria, Philodinida, Philodinidae.
AUGACUAGUAGUACAACUGCAACAUCAAGUGCAUUAAUCGAUUCACAAUUAGAUUGUGCACUCGAUUUAAUGCGACGUCUGCCUCCGCAACAAGUGGAAAAAAAUCUGUCCGAUCUUAUUGAUCUUGUACCUGAUUUAACUGAAGAACUAUUAGCUGCUGUUGAUCAACCGCUUAAAGUCGUUCGUGAUCGAACUGUUGGCAAAGAUUAUCUAUUAUGUGAUUAUAAUCGUGAUGGCGAUUCGUAUCGAUCACCUUGGACCAAUACAUAUGCGCCACCUUUUGAUGGAAAUCUUCCGUCGGAUCGUCUUCGUCAUUUGGAAAUAGAAGCAAAUCAAGCAUUUGAACAAUAUCGUGAAAUGUAUUUUGAAGGUGGUGUUUCAUCUGUUUAUUUUUGGGAUCUUGAAAAUGGUUUUGCUGGUGUUGUACUUAUAAAAAAAGUUGGCGAUGGUAGUAAAAAAAUAAAAGGUUGCUGGGAUUCAAUACAUGUUAUUGAAGUACAAGAAAAACAAAGUGGUCGAACAGCACACUAUAAAUUAACAUCAACAGUCAUGCUUUGGUUACAAACACAUAAAACGAUGUCAGGUAUGAUGAAUCUGGGUGGAAGUUUAACACGACAAUUGGAAGCUGAUCAUCAAAUCACAGAAUUUUCUCAACAUAUAAUUAACAUUGGAAAAAUGGUUGAAGAAAUGGAAAAUAAAAUUCGACAAACGCUUAAUGCCAUUUAUUUUGGAAAAACAAAAGAUAUUUUAAAUAGUUUAAGAAAUUCAGAAAGUGCUCAAAAUCGUGCACGCUUGCAGCAAGUUAAUUUUACAGGUGAAUUACAAUCAGCACUCAAUCGUACAAAACCAACGGAAUAA